Messenger RNA from Anarrhichthys ocellatus (wolf-eel), 1703 nucleotides. RefSeq names its product cytochrome c oxidase assembly factor COX18 (gene cox18). The transcript has 5 exons. Gene Ontology annotation, cellular component: mitochondrial inner membrane. Gene Ontology annotation, biological process: protein insertion into mitochondrial inner membrane from matrix; mitochondrial respiratory chain complex IV assembly. Bases 263 to 1309 code for a protein of 348 amino acids. Lineage: Eukaryota; Metazoa; Chordata; Actinopteri; Perciformes; Anarhichadidae. The record is from RefSeq and is a predicted model, not a curated record. Gene Ontology annotation, molecular function: membrane insertase activity.
UGUAUAUAAUUCAAAGUCAGUCACACGUCUGUGGACCUGAUACUUCCAGACCAGAAGAGGUCUGUAAGUACUAUUAUUACUUCCAUAAGUAUUAUCAGGACCUCAUGAUGUGUGUGGAGCCUCAAUGUAAAACGGGGACGUACGUCCACAUGUGUCUCCUGGCAGCUGCACAGCCAUCGGUCACAUUUGGAGCCCAGUUCUACCGAUUAAUUGGUCCACCUUCAGGUCUGAGUCUGUCUGAGUUCAGGUUCAGGACCCCUUGAUGAUGAAGAUGUUGCACUUCUUUACUUAUUGUUUAUUUCAGGGCAGCAGAAAGUUUCAGGAUCGGGAACUCUCUUUGAUUCACAGUCCUGUUUGUCUCGUCAUGUUUCAGGAGGGGGUCACCAUGUUGAGUUUGGGGGGGGCGGUGAGGUCAGGCAUCCUGCAGCGUCCUGUACGACUCUCAGGAGUCGGGUCGCUGUCAGGACUCGGGAUGCCGUCAGGUAUCAGGAUGCUCUCAAGAGUCGGGAUGCCGUCAGGACUCGUGUUGCCGUCAGGAGCCGGUUUGCCAUCAGGUAUCAGGACACUCUCAGGUAUCAGGACACUCUCAGGACUCGGGAGGCUGUCAGCAGUCAGGAGGCUUUCAGGUGGUGCAGGUGCAGCCGGCUGGUACAGCAGCCUCUCGGACUCGGCUCCGGUUCACCUGUGUGAACACUUUUUGGUGAGCGUGCAUCAAGUGAGCGGGCUGCCAUGGUGGCUGAGCAUCAUCGUUGCUACUCUGUCAGUCAGGACGCUCAUCACUCUGCCGCUCGCCACUUACCAGAUGGUCGUUAUCGCCAAGGUGGAGGCGCUGCAGGCGGAGAUCUCGGAGCUGGCGAAGAGGCUUCGAUACGAAGUUUCAUUCCGAGCGGAAGAGAAAGGCUGGACGGAGAAACAGAGCCGGUUCCAAUUCAAGAAGAAUCUGCGUCGAAUUGUUUCUCAGCUCUACAUCAGAGACAACUGUCACCCCUUCAAAGCCAGUCUGCUGGUCUGGGUUCAGCUGCCCCUGUGGAUCAGCCUUUCUCUGGCCCUCCGAAACCUGAGUCUGGAUCAGUCCGUUCUGCAGGCUGAUCUGGCAGCAGGAGGCGCCCUAUGGUUCCCUGACCUCACCUUACCUGACCCCACCUGGAUCCUACCUAUCUGUCUUGGACUCACCAACCUGCUCAUCGUAGAGGUGUUUUCUCUUCAGAGAGUCAACCCGUCUCGUUUUCAGAAGGUUGUGACGAACUCCAUCAGAGCGUUCUCGGUGUUGAUGAUUCCCAUCGCUGCUACAGUUCCUUCAGUAAGUUAGAGGGUCACUUUGGUAUUGUUACACCUGGACCUCCCCAUGGUUUUUGUCUAGGUGACUAAUGGGGACCAUAAUAAUCCGGCGUUGCUGGAGUGCGCUACAGACGGCAGGUUAACGGCUGUAAUGUGAUUCCACCUCCACUAAACAUGCUGACUGGCAGUCAGACAGACAACAUUAUGAAACACUUUUCUUUGUUAUUGAGUCAUGUGACACGUCGUCUGAAGACGGUCAUAAGUGAGUGAGAGUUGGAGAGAGGCCACGGGACACCAGAGUUCAGAAAGCAAGCUCAGGGUUAUCGAAAAGAUUUCAAUCAAUAUUUAGCUGAUUUCAGAACGAGACUUCUCUGAGCGAGACACACAAUAGCGAACAGACCGGAUUAAAGGAAAGGUAAAGAACA